Globicephala melas (long-finned pilot whale) is the source of this 7677-nucleotide messenger RNA. RefSeq names its product protein VAC14 homolog. NCBI's taxonomy places the organism in Eukaryota, Metazoa, Chordata, Mammalia, Artiodactyla, Delphinidae. The record is from RefSeq and is a predicted model, not a curated record. Gene Ontology annotation, cellular component: PAS complex; endosome membrane. Gene Ontology annotation, biological process: phosphatidylinositol biosynthetic process.
GCGGCGGCGGAGCGAGACAGGCGGCCCGGGGCGGCGUGGUCCAUGAGCCGGCGCCGGAGGCAGCGCGGAGCCGCAGACUCCCCUAGCCCCGGCGCGGCCCGGGCUGCCGCGGGCUGAGUCGUCGCGGGGCUCCGGGGAACGCCCCAAGCUGCCACCAUGAACCCCGAGAAGGAUUUCGCGCUGCUCACGCCCAACACCAUGCGCGCCUUCAGUGACAAGCUCUACGAAAGCUGAAGGUGGCAGCGCUGGAGAUAGACAGACAAAGGGAAACGGAGACCCAGAAAAGGGAAAGGACCGUGACCCAGCCAACGCCUCCCAGUCAGCAGCAGAACCUGGGAAAGCCCUGCCCCGAGAUGCCUGACUCCCAAUUCCUCUUUCUAAACAGCCCCUCUCUGCUCCCUCUCCAGGCUGGUCCGGGAGUUCGUGGCCCAGAACAACACCGUGCAGAUCAAGCAUGUGAUCCAGACGCUGUCUCAGGAGUUUGCCCUGUCCCAGCACCCACACAGCCAGAAAAGGGCCUCAUCAGCCUGGCCGCCUGCUCCAUCGUGCUGGGCAAGGACAUCGUGACGGAGAGCAACAAGUUCGACCUGGUGGGCUUCAUCCCCUUGUUGCGGGAGAGGAUUUAUUCCAACAACCAGUACGCCCGGCAGUUCAUCAUCUCCUGGAUCCUGGUUCUGGAGUCCGUGCCAGACAUUAACCUGCUGGAUUAUUUGCCGGAGAUCCUGGAUGGACUCUUCCAGAUCCUGGGCGACAACGGCAAAGAGAUUCGGAAAAUGUGUGAGGUGGUCCUUGGAGAAUUCUUGAAGGAAAUUAAAAAGAACCCUUCCAGUGUUAAGUUUGCUGAGAUGGCCAACAUCCUGGUGAUCCACUGCCAGACCACGGAUGAGAACAUUGGAACACUGACAUUUUAAUCUGUUCUGUACAAGAAUGAGUUGUGUCAACACAGUGCUCCCAGCUACAGCACUGAAAAAAACAAGUUUAAUUAAAGACAGAGAAGAAACUGCAUAUGGAGCCUAAGCCAUUGAGAUACAAUGAAGAGUGUCAUCUUCAGAGUCAGUUCUCUAUGAACAAAUCUCUUUUGUCAGUAUCAGGAGGGAAAAAAAAGACAGCAAAGUAAAGGUGUGCUGUAUACCACAGGAAACUCUGCUCAAUAUUCUGUAAUAAAUGGGAAAAGAAUUUGAAAAAGAAUAGAUACAUGUAUAUGUAUAACUGAAUCAGUUUGCUGUACACCUGAAACUAACACAACAUUGUUAAUCAACUAUACUCCAAUAUAAAAUAAAAAUUUUUUAAAAACAGGUGAAUGGAUAAAGAUGUGGUGUGUAUAUAUACAGUGGAGUACUACUCAGCUGUAAAAAAGAAUGAAAACUUGCCACUUGCAGCAAGAGGGAUGGACCUGGAGGGUAUUAUGCAGUUCAUAUUCUUAUUAUGAAAUAAGUCAGAGAAAGACAAACACUGUAUGAUAUCACUUAUAUGUGGAAUCUAAAAAAAUACAAUGAACUAGUGAAUAUAACAAAGAAACAGACUCACAGAUACAGAGAGCAGACAAGUGGUUACCAAUGGAGGGGGGGAGAGGGGCAAGAUAGGGGUAGGGAAUUAAGAGGUACAAACUAUCAGGUAUAAAAUAAAUAAGCUACAAGGAUAUAUUUUACAACAGAGGGAGUAUAGUCAAUACUUUACAAUAACUAUAAAUGGAGCAUAACCUUUAAAAAUUGUGAAUCACUAUAUUUUACACCUGUAACAUAUAAUAUUGUACAUCAACUAUACUUCAAUGAAAAAAUUAAGGGUACUUUCCUGGUGGUGCAGUGGUUAAGAAUCUGCCUACCAAUGCAGGGGACACGGGUUCGAUCCCUGGUCCAGGAAGAUCCCACAUACUGCGGAGCAGCUAAGUCCACGCACCACAACUAUUGAAGCUGACGUGCCACAACUACAGAAGCCCGUGCACCUAGAGCCCGUGCUCCACGACAAGAGAAGCCACCACAAUGAGAAGCCCAUGCACUGCAACGAAGAGUAGCCCCUGCUCGCCGCAACUAGAGAAAGCCCAUGCACAGCAACAAAGGCCCAACACAACCAAAAAUAAAUAAAUAAAUUUAUAAAAAAUAAAACAUCAGACUUUCUGUGCAAUUGUGAGGGUUUUUUUUUUUCUAAUGUUUAUUAGAAAAUUCAAAGGAAUCUUUAAACAAUAACAUAAGCCUUUGGGUGCUCAGAUCUCUUACUGGUUUAUAGAAGUCAUAAAAGAGAGGCCAUCAUUUUUCACUAGCUAAAACAUAAAACAGUAUUUUGUAAUUAAUUGUCAUUUUACAUACCUAUAUAAACAUAAACCUUAGUGUUUAAGCUUUCAAAAAUUGUGAUGAGAAGUUCUUUUAAGCAAACAAAUUGAACUGUGAAGGUUAAAGAAAGGUAGAAAACAACAACUCAAUUAUUCAACCAAUAUUUAUUAAGCACCCCCCUCGUGCAAAGCCUCUUGGGAAAUACAAAUAUGACCGAGAUGCAGAUGCUGCCUGUGUGGGGCUUGCUGUAUAGCAAAUAACUGUUUCUGACCUUCCAUUUGCAAAAAUGGGCAGUGUUCCACAGGCUCUGUAAAUUUAAAAUGCUCUGUAGGGCAUUUUGAAUUGGUUUGUAUUCUAAAGGAAAUGGGCAGGACAAUAAUAUAAAGCAUGGUAAAAAAUGUACCCCUUAAGUUUUCUCCCCAUUUUCCAUUAAAACUUUAGCUUCUCUAAAAAUUGUGAUCAUGUUGAUAAACUAUGUGCAUAUUGCCUAGGAAUGAAAAAAAAAAGGUGUGAUGCUAUAAAGGAAAAACAUGGUGGUAUCAAAUGUCAAUAUUCAAACUAAGUACUAAAACUUAGUAUUUGUGUAGUACUUACUACUUACUUCCAGAGUUUGAACAGUACUCCUAACAUCAUAAAACAUCUUUGGAUAUAAGUAGAUACCUAUUAACCACAUAUGUGUUAUAAAAGAUAGAGCUGAAGUACAAAAAGAGAAAGAAGCUUAGCCAAGAUCACAAGGUAAUGGUUUAACAAAAAUGAAUAAUACUUUUACUGGGUUUAUUCCAGAAUGUUGGUUAUAUUCCUUCCUCAAAUUCUAAUUUGAAGAAAAAAAGUACCAUUAUCACUACUGUUUUCCAAAGUUAAGCACAGCUCUAACUACAUUCUAACAGUGGCUCGCCUGCAUGUCUCUGCCCUUCUGCCAGGGCACCUACCAUCAGAGAGGCAGGACAGCACAGUGAAAAGAAAACAGGGCAGAUGGGCCCAGAUUCCAGCCUCAGCUCUACCACUUCCCAGCUCAGUAACUUCUGGGCAGGUUACCUAUUUGAGAUUUAUUUUGAUUGCACCAGGUCUUAGUUGCAGCUCACCAACUCCUUUAGUUGCAGCAUAUGUGCUCCUUAGUUGUGGCAUGGGAACUCUUAGUUGCGGCAUGCAUGUGGGAUCUAGUUCCCUGACCAGGGAUAGAACCCAUGUCCCCUGCACUGGAAGGCAGAUUCUUAACCACUGCACCACCAGGGAAGUCCCUCUUUUCCCUCAUCUAUAAAAUAGGGUUGAUAGCAACUACUCAAUAGUGUUAUGAUAAUGCUUCGACAGGAUAAUAUAUGCAAAGUACUCUGUUCAUUUCUUGGCAUAUACAGUUGAUCCUCCAUAAAUAAUAUUAACUAUUGAUUUCUAUAUCACUGACCAUUUGCUGGUAUUACAUGUUAUCGUACUCUCCAGAUUGUAUAUUUCUUAUGACUGCAACUUCUCUUUCUUCCUGUAAUAUAGCCUAACUCACCUUAGCGGGCAUGUUUAGUACUAAAUACCUACUGGUCUGCUCAUACAUCUAUAACUUGGCUUUUUUGCAGCACAGUAUUACAGAAUGUUUUAUUAGUAUGGGCUCAUUGUCAACACUGCCCACUGUAACUGAUUACAUUUCAAUCCUGGCAUUGAUACUUAAUAGUGUACAACUUUUGGCAAGUUACUUAACUAACCUAUGUCUCAAACUUCCUCAUCUGUAAGAUGGAGAUGUAAAAAUAUUUUAUAUUUAUAGGGCUGCUGUGAAGACUAAAUAUGUUAAAUAUACAUAAAGCUAUUAGAAUAAUGCCUGGUCCAAAUAAGAGCACAAAAAACAUUUGCUAUUACCUGAUAAAUAUAUACGCACAAUGAAUAUUAUUUUAUAUUUAUUGUAAUAGUAUUAAAUAUUCCUCAGAAUUUAUAUGACACAAAGUUGUAGGAAGAGUGAGCAGGAUAAAUAUCAGCAUAAGAACAAUAGGAACAUUUAUAAAGGGAAAAUGCUGACAAAUAUAAGAUAGAAAGUAAGUGAAUAAGAAUUAAUACAAAGAAAGAAUACGGGCUUUACAGAGGGCACCAAACUUGAGUGAGUUAAUAAAUGUAACAGAAUACAACAAACAAAACUGCCAUACUUUAACUGUAUUAGGGACAGCAUCAUGGAGAAGACAGGAGGAAGAUUCAGAGAUGACAAAGGAAAUACAGGUUAUUCAAAAACAAAAAAGACAUAAGCAAAUGUAUGAGAGGAAUAUUGAAGGCCCAUUUGGAGGCCAGUAAACAGAUUUGUCUGCCUGGAACUAAGAGCUCAUGUAGGAGAAUGCCUGAUACAGUGCUCUCAAUUCCUUUCCCCUAGAGCUUAGCGUGGACACAAACAGUGCUCAUUAAUUAUCUAUGUAAAAGACAGAAUGAAUUCCAACUGCAGCUAGUCUAAAAUGCUAGAUUAAGCAGAGCUUCCCAGUAAGUAUACCAAGGCAUACUGGUGUGCCCAAAUUAGGUGACGGCUGUACUGAGAGGGUGACUCAGCCCUUAGAAUCCAAAACCUCCAGUCAUAAGACGGCUUGCUUCCUACCCCAGUGUACCACACAAAUAUCAUCAUUUUCUAAGUGUACCAUGCCAUAAAAAGUUGGGAAACAUUGAGUUUAAAAUAUGGCUAUUAGGCAGUAUGUGAUGGGUCAAAGAAAAAGAAGACUAAAUAGAAGAGGAUAUACUGUGCAACAGUCAUUGCCUAGUUUGCUGGUACUGUGGAAAAUCAAGAGGGAAAAGACAAGGAGCAAAAAGAGCCAUUCAAAACUGCUGUUAAUAGGCAAGGCCCAAAAAACAGGCCUAAAUUAGACUAGCAACAAACGAGAUAAAACAGGUUGUGAAAGAAUAAGUGCUUAGAGGCCAGGUUAGUUCAGUUCAGUAAACACUUAUUGCUGCCUAUUAUGUGUCAGCCAUUUGCUGGGCAGUAGGGAUUUAAAGUGAAGAAAUUAUUCCAGUCAUUAGGAAUUUUUUUUUUAACUGUAGAAACAAUUCCAGGUUUUCUUUAACAUUCUAUUUCACCUUAGCUUGAAGAAUAAAGGAAAUAUUAAAAGGUGUUACAUACUGCACUAUAAACCAAAGGUGGUUUUAACUUACUCACUGAAGUUUCCAAAAGUAAGCCUUUUUCAGUUAAAAGGCUCAAUAUCAGGACCCUUAGGGCUAUGAACAGAAUCCUGUGGCACAGUCACCGAAACACAACAGCUGUACGAAUAGUUCUUAAUAUAUUUGUAUCUGAGCAAGUGUUAGAAUGCAUGCUAUUGGCAAAUUCCUUCUAGGCUUUAGGAGAAGAUAGUAACAGCUAUCAUAUAUUAGGGGCUCACUAUAUAUCAAGCAUCGUGCUAUUUUACAUAUAUUAUAUCAUUUUAUCCUCCAAAUAUCCCCAAAGGGUAGGUAUUAUUAUUCUCACUUUGUUCAUAAAAACCAAGGCUUAGAAUAUUAUCACCUGUCCAAGGUUAUCCAGCUAGUAAAAUGGCAGAGCCCGAAUUUAACACAGGCCCACCUAACUCUUAAGUCUAUGUUCUCAUUAAAUGCAUUUUAAUAAAUAAGUCAUUCAAGAAAGGGCUUCAAGGAAGACACCUGAGAUACAAAGAAAGAAGAGCCACUGAGGCAAACAUGGGCAAGGCCCACCUGCACUGUUCUAGGAGAAGGUGUGCUUGCCCAAGGCUUAACUGCCUAGAUCCACAUUAUAAGGUCUGUGUUUUAGUUUUUCAUUGCUGCUGUAACCAAUUUCCACAAAUUUAGUGGCGUAAAACAAUACAGAUUUAUUGUUGUACAGUUUUAUAGGUCAGAAGUCUGACAUGAGUCUCACUGGUCUAAGAUCAAGGUGUCAGCAGGGCUGUAUUCCCUUCUGAGAACUCUAGGAGAGAAUCUACUUCCUUGCCUUUUCCAGCUGCUAGAGGCCACCAGCACUCCUUGGCACGUGGCCUCUCGCCAUCAUCUUCAAAGCCAGCAGUGGUGGGUUGAGCUCUUCCCAUACUGCCCUAUCUCUUGUUCUUCCAUAAUCCCAUCACCCUUUCACCACAGAAAGGUUCUCCCAUUAUAAAGAAAUGUGAUUACAGUGGAUUAUCUAGGCGUGUCCAAUCUAAUCUCCCCAUCUCAAGGACUUUAACUUAAUCACAUCUGCAAAGUCCUCUCUGCUGUGUAAGGUAACAGGUUGUAGGGAUUAGGACACAGGUAUCUAUGGGGGUUGGUGGGGGCAUUAUUCUGCCAACCACAUUCUGACUAAGAGAGUGGUGCCACUCCAUGUUUGAACCAUCUAACUAGCCUCCUUAUUCUGGUUCCAUAUGUGCCAGGCAACUUACUGAGGACACUUUAGCUUCCCCUACAGCUUACUUAUAGGAUCAGUCAGGGGUUGAGGUUGAGGGUAUAUUUAACAGGUCUACAUCUAUGAUAAAAAAAAAAAAAAAAACUUGAAAAUCAUGAUUAAGAAGCUGUAUAUAAUGAGAUAUAUCUAAGAAUGCGGUUAUAUGUCACUCUCUUUGAUUUACAAGACUUUUAUCAACAAAGAUUAGUUACAGUUUUCUGACUGUACCUGUGUGAUCAAUCAAAUGGUUUGAAGUAGAAUGUCCUUGGAAGGCAGCAGAGAAUUUCAAAUCAAUAACUUGUAAAACUUGGAUCACAUGGUUGCCUAGAGCUGGAAUAUUGGGGGAGAAUAGAGAGUGACUGAUAAUGAGUAUGGGGUUUCCUUUUGGGAAAAUAAAAAAUGUUCUAAAAUCGAUUGUGGUGAUGGUUGCACAACUCUGUGAAUAACAAAAAAUUCAUUGCACUGUACAUUUUAAAUGAGUGAAUUGUAUGGUAUUGAAUUAUAUCUCAAUAAAGUUGUUAAAAGAAAACCAGGUCACAAAGAGAAGGCAAUGAGAGGAGGAUCUGAUUAAAUACUAGGAUGAAAUGGGGCCGGGGGGCAUCUUAUGAUCUUAAUGAAGAUUCUUCCUUAAUGCCUACUACUUUCCUCCUUCUUUCCUCUACUCUAGCUUUUUAUAGAUUCUGCUCUUGGAAAAGUCACAACUUCCCACCUCUUUCCUGUUUCUUAGUUUACUAAUCAAUCAGUAUACACAUACAACAUAUACAACAAACUUAUUCCAUAAAUUAUAAAUAACAUAGAAUGUGAUUCCAAUGUUAACUCCCUCUGCUCUUUACUAAAGAGUAAGUAUGGAUGAAAGGAACGUUCCCAUCCUGAUCCUGUUUUAGAUGCUCAUGUUUUGUCACCCUUAUUCUGUAUUGUGUGCUGAUUCUCUAUAUGACCUGAAUCAUUCCAUGUGCCAUAAGAGCCUAUGUAAAAUUCUUGCCUCCUUGUAUCAAGAUUCUCAUAUUAAAUUCAAAGAAUUUUUGUUCUGUUUUAUAGUUGUAACUAUUACAGUGCCCAGUAGUGACUCCCCUGAUCUGUACAAUGUUACUGAAUGAGCUC